Suillus fuscotomentosus is the source of this 1425-nucleotide messenger RNA. RefSeq lists its product as uncharacterized. Lineage: Eukaryota; Fungi; Basidiomycota; Agaricomycetes; Boletales; Suillaceae. The record is from RefSeq and is a predicted model, not a curated record. Gene Ontology annotation, cellular component: RNA polymerase II transcription regulator complex. The transcript is spliced from 3 exons. Gene Ontology annotation, molecular function: DNA-binding transcription activator activity, RNA polymerase II-specific; transcription cis-regulatory region binding. The coding region runs from base 355 to 1095 and encodes 246 amino acids.
CGUCGAGCUCAUACACGCGGAAUGCGAGCGCAAGUAAUACUACCGCAGGCGAUGGUCAAGAAAACUCGGGCGAACAUAUAAUUUCCUAAUCGAGACGUUAUAGGUGGGAAACCACCCAAACAAAAGCAAACUCUCACCAUCGACCUGAUUUUCUUACUAAUACUCGCGCCUCCUCAACGCGACCGUCGUUGAAACUCGAUCAGCGAAAACAUCCCCCUAGCAUCUAAAAAACAUAUCAAGUCACUGCGCCCUUUAUCAAGACAGAUAUAAUACACUAGCGAUCAUUGCUAAUGCUACACGGUUACCCUCCUUCGGGCCAGCAGCAAGCAACAAACCCCACAGACUAUUCCUGCAAUGCGUCUCCGCGACGACCCACUGCCGCCUCAACCUUCCACAUCUCAAGCACCUGCACAGCCAGCCGCCCCAGCUCCAGCAACCCGUUCUCGCAAACGUAAAUCUCCCCCAACAACAACAGCCCAGCCGCCGGCACCACCACCACCACCACAGCAGCUCCAGCAGCCUCCACCUGGCAUAUUCCUUCCUCCAAUGUUGCCACCCCCACAUGGACACCACCCAUCAUCCAUGCCCAUUUAUUUCUCCGGCCCUCCGGGGCCUGAGUUCGGUGGACCUCCACCCCACCCGCCUCCGGGUGACCAACCUUCCCCGCAGAUCGAGGGUCAGCCUGGUGGUGCUGAUGACUCAAAGGCAAAUGGUCGUCCAUUGAGCCAGACCAAGAGGGCCGAGCAAAAUAGGAAGGCGCAGAGAGCGUUCAGGGAACGUAGAGAUCAGCACGUUAAAGCCCUCGAGUCGCGCUCUCAACUAUUGGAUGCAGCACUUGCGUCCGCAGAUGAGGCGAAUCGUCGGUGGGAAGAGUGUCGAGCGCUUAAUGACAGGCUCCGUGACGACAUCACACAUCUCCGCGAGGAAAACACGCACCUCCGUCAACAGCUCGACGAGGUGUACUCCCAAAUUCCACAGGGUUUACUCUCACAUCUCAUGCCCUCCCAGUCACAGCAGCAGCCAGCAACGCAAGCACAGCCUCAGCCAGCAACGGCUGAGGCGGAGAAGAAGGAUGACACUGCCUCCAAAGAGUGAGGCAGCCGAACUGUUCGACUUGUUUUGUUCUGUAAAAUGACUUCAAUGAUAAGACAGCAAUAGGUUGCGGAGGCGCAGUGUACCGUAGACGUCCAAUUUUUACUUUGCUUCACCAAUCUUCCUUCUACACGUGUGCUUGCAGUGGGCAGUAGUUUAUUCCACCUAGUUUGUACGUACCCGCGCCUGUGCCGUUUAUGACUGUCUCCGAAAUCGAAUUUGUGUUCCUUGAUACCACUGGGGUUUGUUUUAGCUCGUUGCACUCUGGCCCCAUUGUCAACGUCGUUGAGAGGAGAUGGUGGGUGGGAUGAAAACGACGCUGGAAUUGCUGAC